Capronia epimyces CBS 606.96 is the source of this 2541-nucleotide messenger RNA. RefSeq names its product kexin. Gene Ontology annotation, molecular function: serine-type endopeptidase activity. NCBI's taxonomy places the organism in Eukaryota, Fungi, Ascomycota, Eurotiomycetes, Chaetothyriales, Herpotrichiellaceae. Bases 1 to 2541 code for a protein of 846 amino acids. The record is from RefSeq and is a predicted model, not a curated record. Gene Ontology annotation, biological process: protein processing. The transcript has 2 exons. Gene Ontology annotation, cellular component: Golgi membrane; trans-Golgi network.
AUGAGGUUGCCUUCAUGGCUCUCCAUCUUGCUUCUAGCCCGGGCUGUCAGUGCCAGUCCACGCGAUUACGAACGAUACGAUUACUUUGCCGUUCACCUCGACUCCGCCGUUGUUCCUCAAGAGGUUGCUCAACGACUAGGAAUGCAGUAUGAAGGGCUCGUGGGAGAAUUAUCACAUCACUACACCUUCUCUUGUCUGAAGGAUUCGUGUUUGGACGUUGAGGAGUCCCUAGAGGAGUUGCGGAGGCGAAAAAAGCGAAGGAGGCGGCGCUCGGACGGCAGUGAGCCACACAACUUGAGAAGAGAAAUACCGCUUGACCUGAAUGGUAUUUUAUGGUCAGAAAAGCAGCAGCUACGCCAUCGCCAUGUGAAGCGAAUCCCUCCGUCACCUCUCCUCAACGGCCGUGCGGGCCAGAAGGCAGCAGACUCCGAUAUUCAUCAAGCGGCGGAUCAGGAAGCAGUCCGACGGUUGGAUUCAAUCGCAGAAACACUGGACAUCAAGGAUCCCAUUUUCAAAGAGCAAUGGCAUUUGUUCAAUACUAGACAGUUGGGCCACGAUUUGAACGUGACAGGAGUUUGGCUGGAUGGCAUCACAGGUAACGGCAGUAUCUCCGCCGUCAUCGAUGACGGCUUGGAUCUUUACAGCAACGAUCUCAAGGACAACUACUUUGCUGAAGGUUCGUACGACUUUAAUGAGAAGGAACCCGAGCCCAGACCUCGCCUCUUCGACGACCACCAUGGCACACGAUGCGCUGGCGAAAUUGCGGCAGUAAGGAACAACGUUUGUGGAGUUGGAAUGGCCUACGACAGCAAGGUCGCUGGGAUACGCAUCCUGUCAAAACCUAUCAGUGACGAGGAUGAAGCCACUGCAAUUAAUUACCACUUCCAAGAGAACCAGAUCUAUUCUUGUUCCUGGGGCCCGCCUGAUGACGGCGCGACCAUGGAAGCCCCCGGAAUCCUCAUACAGCGAGCACUAGUGAAUGGUGUGCAAAGCGGGCGCAAUGGUCUGGGCUCUGUAUUCGUCUUUGCUGCUGGCAACGGCGCAUCAAACGAGGACAACUGUAACUUUGACGGGUAUACCAACAGCAUCUAUUCCAUCACUGUGGGAGGAAUUGACCGAGAUGGUAACCACCCUUAUUACUCAGAGCAUUGCUCCGCCCAGCUGGUGGUGACCUACAGCUCAGGUGAACAAGAUGCUAUCCAUACAACCGACGUUGGGACUGAUAAGUGCUUCAAUGGCCAUGGAGGCACAUCUGCUGCUGGCCCACUCGUCGUUGGAACUGUUGCUCUUGCACUCAGUGUGAGGCCAGAUUUGUCAUGGCGAGAUCUACAAUAUCUGUGCGUGGAAACCGCCGUCCCCAUCCAUCUAGAUGAUGGCGGUUGGCAGAAUACCACGAUUGGGAAGAAGUUCAGUCACACCUAUGGCUAUGGAAAAGUUGACGCGUAUCGUUUUGUCGAAGCUGCAAAGUCAUUCGAAUCGGUCAAGCCGCAAGCCUGGUUCCACUCGCCAUGGAUCAGCGUUCAGCACGCGAUCCCUGAGGGUGACCUUGGGCUUGCUGCAAGCUUCCAGGUCACAGAAGGAAUGUUGAGGGACGCAAACUUGGAAAGGCUUGAGCACGUUACGGUGACAAUGAAUGUUGAGCAUGGCAGAAGGGGUGAUCUGAGCGCCGACUUGAUCAGCCCAACUGGAGUGGUGAGCCGGAUUGCUACCGCUCGUGGUCCAGAUAGUGCUGCAGCGGGAUAUGACGACUGGACGUUCAUGUCUGUGGUUCAUUGGGGAGAGUCCGGCAUUGGAAACUGGACCGUGGUAGUCAAAGAUACCACGGAAAAUGAGUUCAAUGGCACCUUCAUCGACUGGCGCCUCAACCUUUGGGGCGAAUGUAUCGAUCCUCAAAUUCAAGGCCUUCAUCCACUCCCUGACGAACAUGACGACGACCAUGUAACAGCCACCGCAAUUGUAAGUACGACCAGUGUCGCCCCAGGAAGUUCACCUACUUCACUACCAGCGAUACCCACGAGUCAUAUCGAGCGACCUACAAAGCCCAAACCGAGCGAUGCUACAGACACGACCGCGACCGCUACAGCGACCGACAUCACCUCUGUACCAGCUGCGACAACGACGCUAGUACCAGAGCCUACUCACACGUACUCUGACAGCUUUCUUCCCUCCUUUUUCCCGACAUUUGGCGUUUCCAAACGAACACAGAUCUGGAUUUAUGGCUCUAUAGGGCUGAUUGUCAUCUUUUGUUCGGGUCUGGGUGUCUACUUCCUCGUUCAGCGAAGAAAGAGAUUGAGGAACAAUCCACGCGACGCAUACGAGUUUGAAAUGGUCGGUGACGCCGACGAGGAUGAGCAGCAAAGCUUGAACACCCGGGGUGGACGCGGUAAGGCGAGAGCCCGACGCGGUGGGGAGCUUUACGAUGCCUUUGCCGGUGAGAGUGAAGACGAUCUCUACAGCGACGACGAAGCAUACCAGGACACGCCUAGCAAUGACACGGGAACAGGAUCCAGAUCUGACAGUCUAGAGGGUCAGGAAAAGUAA